Molecule: messenger RNA, 672 nt
Organism: Cladophialophora psammophila CBS 110553
Lineage: Eukaryota; Fungi; Ascomycota; Eurotiomycetes; Chaetothyriales; Herpotrichiellaceae
Exons: 2
Coding region: 1-672 (223 amino acids)
Biological process (GO): regulation of DNA-templated transcription
Molecular function (GO): zinc ion binding; DNA-binding transcription factor activity, RNA polymerase II-specific
Source: RefSeq, a predicted model, not a curated record
AUGCCUGGUUUGAUCCAGAGUGGUAACUCCUCGCCCAAUGUUCGCGACAUGGUGGCGGAAGGACCUCCUUCGUCGCCUGCCGAUAAAAAGAGAAACAAAUUGGGAUAUCAUCGCACUGCAGUCGCAUGUGUCCAUUGUCGACGGCGCAAGAUCCGCUGCAUCACUGAGCUCAAUGAUCCAGCAGGUCGAUGCCAAAAUUGCAUUCGCAUGAAAAAGGACUGCGUUUUCACACCGAUUGACCCACAGAAUCCUCCGACCGCGAAAAGGCCACGCUCGGGGGUGAAAGCAGCGGACGGCCUAGUCAACGAGGCAGAGGCUUCGGUCUCUUCGUCCUCUCCAGGUGGCAUUCUUAGGAGCAGCUCCAUGGAACAAAUAAACUUUGCGAAGGAUCCUUUGGACACUCCUCCGUUGUCCAACGAAAGUCCCGGGUUCCCUGGUUUCCACCCAGGAUCCAGAUCUGUGUCUGUCCAUGGUAGGAGCAAGAUUUUGGCUGUGUCUUCAAGUGCUGAUUUCAUCCAGGCUUCGACUUCGCGCAUGGUUACGAUCCUAAUCAACACCGGCGUCAACAACAACAACAACAACAACAACAACAACAACAACAACAACAACAACAACAACAACAACAACAAAUAUUCGUUCCGUCUCCAUACUCACCACGGAACUACGACGUAA